CUCAAUUCAUGAAGCCCACGGGCUCCUUGUAUUCUUGCAACUGAUAGUCACCAAGUCCAUGAGGCACUAAAUUGAGGGGGACCUGCACUGAAUGUGGAUGUUCAUUGCUGGAGCCUCCGCUCGGCGCCCUCCGUGGAUGUCAUCCAAAGAAAUCUCUGGUUCUUUGUUCUCACGAGGAGGAAGAGGACAUGGUUAAACCAAAGCAGCAGAAGCCAUCCAAGAAAAGUUCGCAUCCACAUGCCAAGAAGCAAGGAAAACAAGUUGAUAUUUCUCAAUUACGCUCUCAGUUGGAUAUGUUGGGCCUUCGGAUUAUUGAAGUGACUGCAGAUGGUAAUUGUUUCUUCAGAGCCCUUGCUGAUCAAUUGGAGGGUAAUGAGGAGGAGCAUCAAAAUUAUCGGAGCAUGGUAGUAAAACAUAUUAUGGACAACCGGGAGAUGUUUGAGCCCUUUAUUGAGGAUGAGGUCCCAUUUGAUGAAUACUGCCAAUCUAUGCAAAAUGACGGUACAUGGGCUGGACAUAUGGAAUUGCAGGCAGCUUCUCUUGUAACACAUAGUAAUAUAUGCAUUCAUCGGAACAUGUCUCCUCGUUGGUACAUUAGAAAUUUCAAUGACCGUGGAGCUCAUAUGAUCCAUUUGUCUUAUCACGAUGGAGAACAUUAUAAUAGUGUUCGGUUAAAGAAUGAUCCUGGUGAUGGGCAUGCGAGGCCAAUUGUGAUCAAGGCUGAUGCUGAUCUUUCAGCAACAUCACAUCAAGCAAAAUUAAUGGCCAGCGAGUCUCACUGGCAAGUUUGUGGGGAAACUUUUCAGUCAGGGUCCAUAAAGUUGGUCAUGGCAGGAAGUGGAUGUGAAAAUGCUGAAAAAGUGGAACAGAUUCUAGAACAAGUAAACGGAGAUGUUGGUGCUGCAAUUGAGUUUUUAAUAGCAGAACACGGAACAGAAGAGAGCUCUACAAAGUCUGAUUCCCCUCCCAGUCAGGAUGAUGCUUCUGGAUGUCCAGUUGGUGAUGAAAAUAAGAACAAAGAAUACACAAUACGGGAUUCCCCCACCAAUGAUGAAUCCAAUAAUAGCUCCACAAAGAUCAAUGGCAACAGCAGAUUGCAAAGAAAUGACAAGAUUCCUAGAAACAAGGUCUGCCCAUGCGGUUCGAAAAAGAAAUACAAAUCUUGUUGUGGUACAGCCUUGGGAGGACAAGCUGCUAAGUUAGUUGUUAACCAAGCGGCUGACACUAGAAAGGGUAGGAAAGAAAAGAAGCAAGGAAAGAAAAGUGUUCCUGCCAGAGCUGAUGUAAUAAGUGAAUGUGAUAAUGAAGGGACGCUAGACAUGGGUGCUCUAUGUAUUUGACAUGAAUUCCAAAUGUUCUUACAAUAUCGGACUACACUACUCAUCUCCUUUAUAUCAGAGAUCCACCAAAAUUUAGUGGUGCCUAUACUCGUUUUAGUAGACGGCCGGACUCUUCUGAUAUGUAGUUAUGUUUUCAAAAACGGGUUUGGUUUUGUAGUAGCGGAAAUUAAGACAGAAAGGGUUGAAAGCAGGGGAAACAUGUUUGUUUUCUAUUUCUGCCCAAAUAAAGUUUAGGUGCCUUUGGGAGAAAGCGUAAUUUUCUUUCCUUCCUUUAAUCAAUUUAUGGGAAAUGUAAGGAGAGGAAAGGGUUUUCUGAAUUCUAUAUUAAAUUGGAUUCAAUAUGAUGUUAA
Prosopis cineraria is the source of this 1690-nucleotide messenger RNA. Its product is annotated as OVARIAN TUMOR DOMAIN-containing deubiquitinating enzyme 7. NCBI's taxonomy places the organism in Eukaryota, Viridiplantae, Streptophyta, Magnoliopsida, Fabales, Fabaceae. The record is from RefSeq and is a predicted model, not a curated record. Gene Ontology annotation, molecular function: cysteine-type deubiquitinase activity. The transcript has 12 exons. Gene Ontology annotation, biological process: protein deubiquitination. Bases 189 to 1340 code for a protein of 383 amino acids.